AGUCGUAGACGGAAGCUGCGCGGUGGGGGACACGCCGCCGUGCUGUCCGUCGCGCCGCGGACCGAGUGAGCUGCACUGUGGUACUGUACUGCGGUACUGUACUGUACUGCGGCGAUGGCCACUGGCGCGGCCGGUGCUAUCGUGCUGGGCGCCGGCGCCGCGCUGCUCCUCUGCGGCGCGGCUCUGCCGCCGGCCGGCGCGCAGUUCAUCAUCACAGACGGUGCUGGCGCCACGUGCCCAACAAACCGGCUCUUCCUGAGCGUGACCGACACGGGCUCGGCGCAGCGACUGGCGGCGCUCGGCGGCAUUUACACCGGUGACGACACACAGUACCGCCACGAGCUGGGCCGCGCCGUACUGCGCAGCUACGGCGCGACCGCGGACUCCAAUCGGAGCUGGUACGUGUCGGCCGCCGGCCAGCCGUCCGAGCCGGCGCCGGGGCCGGUGGUGGCCGGUGACGCGGCCUCUCCGCGCGGCCUGCUGCGCGCGCCGGCGCUGACCGGCGCCGGCUGGCAGCUGUGGGCCGACGGCGGCUGGCGGAGCGCCGGCGCCGUCCGGCUGCGCUGCGUCACGGCCGCCUGGCGCUGCCCGGCCGGCCGGCUGCACGUCAGCGGCCUGCCGUUCGGGCGUGGCGCGCCGGCUGCGCUCAGAGGCAGCCUGGUCGGCGCCGCUGAGUCCGCCUUCCCCAGAGAGCCCGUCGUCGACGACGACCCAGCGAUGACGGUGAGCGUGCCGCUGGAGCCGGACAGCGACCUGCUGCUGGGCACCUUUCUCAGGACGGCCGCCGUGCACAUGAACCGACCCGUGUACCGCAAAGCCGGAGACGCACAAGAGACGUUCCUCUACUUCGACCGUGUGGAGGCGGCCGGCGGCGCGGCGCCGGUGCCACUGUGGCUGAUUGGUCCGCCGCCGGACCGAGUGCGGCUGGACUCGUCUCGGCUGCUGGCAGUGGUCGACUCGGCCGACGCCCCCGAGCAGGUGACCGGCCGCUGGCAGUACCUGGCACACGGACGCCAGACAGACGCGCUGCUCAACGUCACCUGCGAGCACGGAAGGACGCCGGCGGGCCCGAGCGGGGGCGCCGACUGCCGCUUCGAGAUGCCGGGCGCGUGUGGCUACGUGGCCACUGCGGGCCGGCUCCGGCAGCGGCCGGCAGAGGGGCACGCCGCCGGCCGGUGGUACGCAGAGCUGACCGGCGCCGAGGACGGCCGGGCCGAGCUGCGCUCCCCGCCGCUCCAGGUCGCCACAGACAGCUGCCUCUCGCUCUUCUACCGGAUGCGCACCGACUCGUUCUUCAGCUGUGCGUUCAGCCUGGAAGCGAAGGGCGAGCGCUACCGCCUGCUGACCAUGUCUUCGGCGGCGCGCGACUGGACGCGCCUCCAGCGAAACAUCACCGCCGGCCGCUACAGGCUGCGUGUGAGCGCCGGGCCGCUGGCGGCCGCCGACCAGCUGCACCUGGACAGCGUGCGGGUCAGCGCGGGCCCGUGCGGCGCGCACCACACGCGCUCGCCGUGCCACCGGCAGCCGUGCCGCCAUGGCGGGACGUGCCUUCCCACGGGCGCUGACACGUACACGUGUGUGUGCGGCGGCGGGCAGCAGGGUCGCGACUGCGCCUCUGCGCCGUCGUGCGGGCCGCCGCCGCCGGUGGAGCACGGCGCCGUCCGUCUGGCUGACGGGGCCCUGGACGCGCUGCCGAUGGCGCGCUACCGGUGCGCGCCUGGCUACGGGCUGCCGGCGCCGCUGGUGCGCUCCGUGGCCACCUGCCUGGCCGGCCAGUGGCGCGGCGUGCCGCACUGCCGGCCCAGCUCCGCCGGCUCUGCCCGGCUCGGUCCGGGCAGGGUCGGCGGCGGCGCCACCCUGCUGGCCGCCCUGAUGGUUCUCGGCGCCGCCUGGCGGCAGAUGUGAACGGAUGCCGGCGGGUCGCGCACUCGGACAAGUCGACCGACAUACAGGGGUGGGUCCAAGUGCUUGAGGAAAGUGUUGUCGCGCCAAAAUGCCGUGAUUAAACCGGGGUCUCUGCCAAUGCUAGGCACGUAGCGAGAUAGUCAUGGCUUUUUCUGUGCGAUCUAAAAGUGUGUCCAUCUAACACAAUGCUGGCGAUUCUAUUAAUUAUAAAUAAUUUUCCAAGUUUUCUACAUUUUGCAAAUCCAAGAUAGCAGUUUGAUAGCAAUGUAUAUUUUGAGUCUUCUCAUGCAAAGGGAUAAGAUCUAGCUUAAAAAUGAAGCUCUU
Messenger RNA from Amphibalanus amphitrite, 2229 nucleotides. RefSeq lists its product as uncharacterized. The coding region runs from base 115 to 1905 and encodes 596 amino acids. Lineage: Eukaryota; Metazoa; Arthropoda; Thecostraca; Balanomorpha; Balanidae. The transcript is spliced from 2 exons. The record is from RefSeq and is a predicted model, not a curated record.